CGGCCAGUCAGUUAGCUGCUAUCUGUUUGACAGUGGGUAGCUGCAUAGACUGUCAAAAGAAGGGAAGCUAGACGUCAACAAGAACCUCAGUAAAUAUUUUUUUCUCGUAGAUCAUGGCAAAUGGGUUUAUGACAGAAUAAAUUUCAGAGCGACUUGGAACAAAUAUCUGGAUUUCUAGUAUUUUUCACAUAGGAAGGUUGGGAGUCUAUGAGUAGGGAUGCCUGUCGAAAGUGGAAGCAGUGCAGCUUCUCGCCAGGCCAAGCAGAAGCGCAAGUCCCACAGCCUGUCCAUCCGCCGGACCAACAGCACAGAGCAGGAGCGCACAGGUUUACAGAGGGAGAUGUUGGAGGGCCAGGAUUCCAAAUUGCCAUUGUCUUUGAGAAGCAAUCUUCUGGACCUGUUUGGCCAGAUUGAGAGAGAGUUUGAAAACCUCUACAUUGAAAACAUUGAGUUGCGUAGAGAGAUUGAAACACUGAACGAUCGUUUGACAGCUGAAGGACAAACCAUCGAUGGGGGAGAUUUGACAAAGGGGGCACUUAAAACAAAAGCAAGUCAUAGCACAAGUCAACUUUCACAAAAACUGAAGACCACUUAUAAGGCAUCUACAAGCAAGAUCGUUUCCAGUUUUAAAGCCACCACGUCCAGAGCCGUGUGCCAGCUGGUCAAGGAGUAUGUAGGUCACAGGGAUGGCAUAUGGGACCUGAGUGUCACCAGGACACAGCCCGUGGUGCUGGGCACAGCUUCGGCAGAUCACAGUGCCAUGCUAUGGAGCAUCGAGACUGGGAAGUGCCUCCUGAAGUAUGUGGGUCAUGCAGGAUCAGUUAACUCUAUCAAGUUCCAUCCCACGGAACAGAUGGCUCUUACAGCGUCUGGUGACCAGACAGCCCAUAUCUGGAGGUACAUGGUGCAGCUGCCCACCCCACAGCCUGUAGCCGAUAUCAGUCAGACGCCCUGUGACGACGACAUAGACUUCUCAGAUAAGGAUGAGGCUGACGGGGACGGUGAGGGCCCUAACGAGUGUCCCUCCAUCCGCAUGGCUUCCACUACCCUCAGGAGCCACCAGGGGGUUGUCAUCGCUGCAGACUGGCUGGUGGGGGGCAAGCAGGUGGUUACCGCCUCCUGGGACCGGGCUGCCAACCUGUAUGAUGUGGAGACUUCUGAGCUCGUCCACUCACUCACUGGCCACGACCAGGAGCUGACCCAUUGCUGCACCCACCCCACCCAGCGUCUGGUGGUCACCUCGUCCAGAGACACCACCUUCCGUCUGUGGGACUUCAGAGACCCCUCCAUCCACUCUGUCAACGUGUUCCAGGGACACACCGACACGGUGACAUCAGCAGUGUUCACUGUGGGGGACAAUGUGGUGUCUGGGAGUGACGAUCGCACCGUCAAGGUCUGGGACCUCAAGAACAUGAGGUCACCCAUAGCAACAAUCCGCACAGACUCUGCAGUCAAUAGGAUAAGCGUGUCGGUGAGUCAAAGAAUCAUUGCUCUUCCUCACGACAAUCGACAAGUUCGGCUGUUUGACAUGUCAGGAGUGCGGCUGGCUCGACUCCCACACAGCAACAGACAGGGCCACCGGCGCAUGGUGUGCUGCUCAGCCUGGUGUGAGGACAACUCCUCCUGUAACCUCUUCAGCUGUGGCUUCGACAGGCAGGCCAUCGGAUGGAACAUCAACAUCCCAGCUCUGCUGCAGGAGAAGUGAGCCCAGCCCAGACAGCCCUGAGCCAUCCGCCUGGCCCAUCUGCUCACUGAACCCCAUGUUAAGAGCUGAUCCCUGGUCAGUUCAGUCAGAUGCCACCACCCUCAGGCAGGGAGGGGAGAAGAUCGAUCGAGGACCACUCUCUCUCUGUGUCAAGUAUUCAUGUUCUUCUCAUACUCCAAAUGUGGUCACAGUCUGGUCUGCAUAGUUUGAUUAUACAUACCGUACUACAUACAUGUGUGAUGGUGUGUGUUGGUUUUCAAACUUGCCCAUGUAUGUACAGAAAAUGUAAAGGACUACUCUCUGCUUUGUUGUUGGGCUUAUAUUGAUCAGUUUAUUCAUGACUUUCCUUCUGAAGAUAAAUAGCACUGACAUAAAGAAGGUACGGGGGGAUUUUGUAGUCACCCUAAUUUUCAGUUCAGAAUAGGUCAGGCACCUUUUUGAUGGUGUAGCCUCGUUGAUAAUGAACAGCAUUUCAUGGAGACUUGUGUUAGUACUGAAAUGCCACACAUCUGCUUUCGAAGCCACCUUAAACGCUCAGAAGUACAGCUAGCCAAGCUACUGCAUAUCUCUGUGCCAUUUCGGCAGAGCCAUACUUUGUCAAGGUUUACUGCAUAUCAGAGCCAUACUUUGACCAUCUAUUGGUGAUCAACUGAGCACUGAAUAAGGAACAUGCAGAGCUGCUACAGUACAGUGUUCAAGUGGCUCUGUCAUGCACCUUUUAGAACCAAUAGCUGUUGCAAUUUUAUUUGUUGUUAAACUGUUUUAGCCUAAAUACCAUUGCAGCUUUUGUACAGACUUGAAAGAAUCCUACUCUUGAGUCCUAGACAGUAUGUUGUACCAGUGGAUUAAAUUGUGUAAACACCCCAUGUUUAGAGGUUGAGGUUGAUCGUCUUCACCAUUUUAAUAGGCUCUUCAUUCAGGUUGAGGUUGAUCGUCUUCACCAUUUUAAUAGGCACUUCAUUCAGGUUGAGGUUGAUCGUCUUCACCAUUUUAAUAGGCACUUCAUUCAGGUUGAGGUUGAUCGUCUUCACCAUUUUAAUAGGCACUUCAUUCGUGUGUAAUAAUCAUAAAUGAGUCUUAGAAAGUAAGACGUCAUGAAAUUGCUGUAGAGUUUACAAACAAUAAUAACGUGAAGUGUUUCUUAGAAUUAGUCAGUAUUGAACCUGUUACAGGGAUAUAUAGGUCAGUAACUUGUUACCACGUGGUACUUCCUUGCGUAAGUAAGUGGGAUCUCUAAGAGCGUUCUAAUGCAAUAGCUGUAACAUGCUUGGUGUGCUCAGUGAUCAUGGCGUUAAUUUCUUCAUAGGAAACUAAAAGAAGAAGAGAUUAUGUGUUUGAGGUAAGUGUGAUGUCAUAAAGUAGCUGUGUCUGUUUUUUAGAGAAAGAGAAUCAAUGUUUGACUUGAAAACAUUUUGAGUGUAAUUGUCUGUGAGAGUCACUUGGCAGGCAGCACAGUUGACUUGGUUACAUUCCUGCUCUUACGCAGACAAAUGUUACAAAAUUCUGCAUCUGUAUCUCAUGAGGCAAGCCAGCUUUAUUGCAAUCGUAAAUGCUUCUUUAGAGACAUAGAUAUGCUUUGUGUUUUGCUAACUUGUAACAACAUAUUAACUAUUGAUAUUUAUACAAUAAGUCACGUUGAACAUCUUUUAUCCCAUUAUGGAAUCGUUAUUGUGACGAAAUAAAGUUGUUCCAGGUGUAGGCCCACGGUUCUAAGUGAGCGUAACUUUCCUUCCACAAUAAAUUUCACAUCUGGGGAAAAUUAAAUGUAAUCAUCUCUAUUCAAAGGGGCCUAUUUGGCUUAAUGGUGUAUUCUUGCUGCAUAUUUUAUUAUCCUUUUAACUUUGAGGUGAUCUUUUCAUUUCCACUAGUUCUUCAUCCUGUGCAGUUAAAAUCAGUUGGAUCUCUUUGGUUUCAUUGGCUGAAGUAUUGUUUUAAUCUAUAGUGGUUUGCAUGUAGUCUUUCUCAUGUACCGUCUACAUCAGGGAUGUCUUAGGGGUUACUCCUAGCCUGGUCCCACAUCCAUUUGUGCUCUUACCAACUCCAUUGGUCAUUGUCAAGCCAAACAUGACACUACUGUAAGUGACAAGGAGUUGGCAUGAUGGCACAAACAGAUUGGCACUGAAAAUAGGCUACUGCAGAUGUGGUUGUGCAGUUCUAUGCAUGACUAAUACCACAUGAUGUAGUACUAGAGGCAUUGAUUAAGUGACUAUAGUAAUCUGUUACAUGGGUUGGUAUAAUAAGAGAUGUCUCUUGGACCGUAGCUGUCCAGGAUUGUAAUCCGUGAUUUAAGUGAAACAAAUUUGUUUGAAAUAUCAAAGAAUCAUGGCCUGUGAAUGUGAAGUCUAGCCUGGUGCCAGAUCUGUUUGUGCGCUUGCCAACUUCAUUGCUCGUUUGGCAUGACAAUGAAUGAAAAGGAGUUGGCAUGGUAGCACAAACAGACUGCCACUCAGACUACCUGAACUCCUGAGCCACCAUGUAUAGCUAGUUGACCAUGUUUAUCAUCACUUUCUUCAUGGAUUUAUUUACAUUUCAGUCUCAUGGUUUUAUCAGCUGGUCAUGUAAAUGUGGUCCUGGUGUUCAUUUCAAUGGAGUACAGUGCUUGCUUGUUUCCCAAAUGGCACCCUAUUCCGUAUGUAAUGCGUUACAAAGGGAAUAAGGUGCAAUUUGAGACGCAUACUCUCAUUACAUCAUACAAACUUAGCAGUAGAAAUCAACAGUGUAAAAGCUUUAGUAAAACUGUGGUUACCUACCUAAUGAUAUUUUAUGUGGUAAAAUAGGUUCAUUUUAACAAGAGGAGCUCCACUAGUACACAUCUCAUAACAUGAAACAGUUUAGCUGUGUGUGUGUGUGCGUGCACCCGCAUGGUGGCUAUUCAUAAUGAACAGCAGCUUGUGAAAUCAAAUAAAAUGUUGUGCUGUUUCAUUCCCUCA
Messenger RNA from Oncorhynchus kisutch (coho salmon), 4635 nucleotides. Its product is annotated as WD repeat-containing protein 37. Lineage: Eukaryota; Metazoa; Chordata; Actinopteri; Salmoniformes; Salmonidae. Bases 218 to 1705 code for a protein of 495 amino acids. The record is from RefSeq and is a predicted model, not a curated record. Gene Ontology annotation, molecular function: protein binding. The transcript has 15 exons.